Molecule: messenger RNA, 2686 nt
Organism: Xenopus tropicalis (tropical clawed frog)
Lineage: Eukaryota; Metazoa; Chordata; Amphibia; Anura; Pipidae
Product: E3 ubiquitin-protein ligase DCST1
Exons: 15
Coding region: 1-1998 (665 amino acids)
Cellular component (GO): membrane
Source: RefSeq, a predicted model, not a curated record
AUGACUGAAGCUUUGGAACGGAUCAUGGCUAAAAUGCUGCCUACAUUACUUUUUCGGUUUUUCUUCAGUAGCAGCAACGAAUAUUAUUAUGUAAAAUAUUUCCUUGGAGCAAUUGUUGGAUGGUUUAUUGGCGCCGCAAUAUUUUCCUUUGGAUGGGCAAUGUCUAGUUAUAUCCGCUGCUCCACACUGAUGAUAUUGCUGCUUAUCCUAACCCAAAGGACUGGUGCACUAACGACUGCAAUUGCAAUGAAAGCAAUCACCGGUGGCCCUGUUCCCAAUUUGAUGCAAAAUGUAGAGGCCCUGGUAAUGAGCUUUGAAUGUACAGGAGAGAUGACCCUCAACCACACGAAGAUGAUGUACACUUCAAUGAUGGAACCUGUAAAGAAGAUAUUUGAUCAGUUGCUGAAAAGAUCAUCGAAUUUGACAAAUGACACAAAAGAAAUAACCGAUGAUUUCAAAGAGAUAGAGGAAGAAGUUAAAAGCACUGAGGGAUAUGAUAAUGUGAGAGAACAAGAACUGAUAAGAGAAGAAACUGAGAGGAACAAAACAUUAAAAAUAAAUACUCAGAAGAAAUUUAGCCUGAAGACUUUCUUGCGCUGUGAGAGUCUCUUCGAAAUGGGCAUUGGCAAAUGUCAUGAAUGGUUUGACAAGAAAUAUGAUGACUGCAUGCAAACUAUAAUGUUACCUGUUCUCAAUCAUGCAUUGUGCUGGCCCAUGAAAUUAAAAUUUGUCUGCGGUGCUUUAAAUUGGUUCCUGCCAAUGUGCAAGAAGCACCUUCGUAUCGACCCAAAGUUUGGAGAUGUCUAUGACAACAUCAGUGAGGCUAUUGGCACAUUCAAGCAGAAUGUCACUAUAAAUGUUCAAAUUACAUUUAGAAACAAAACCUUAUUUGAUACGACUUUGAAGAACGUCAAGAAAAAUGUAACAGAAACAGUUGAAGGGACAGAAACACUUUCUCAGAAAGGUGUAAAACUUUUAAAAUUAGUUUUGUCUCUUCUCUUCCUCCAAUACUUUAGGAAUGCUUUUGGCUAUGUGAGCAAGUACAAUUCAGAUCUUCGGCAUGACAAUAUGUACAUAACAACGUACUUCAGAGAGAUCGAUGCUCGCAGGAGGAAGAAGGGAAAAAGGCACCUUCUACCCCUGAAAAAAGGGGAACGUGCUGAUUUAAUCUUCCCACUAAAGUUUGCCCUCCAGGGGCCAGAGAUGAAAGCAUUGGUUGGCGCUAUGAUAAAGAGCGUCCCAUUAAUUGCUAUUUGUCUCCUGAUAUUCGCACUGGAUUUGGGGGUGCAGAAUAUGAUGGAUAUUACUAACAAGCACUCCCAUAUUGAAUUCAACUUUGCCUCCAUUUCAGAGUUGCUCUCCACAUUGCGUAAUGCACAUCUCUUUUUCCCUGCAGUUAAACACAAUCUAGAAGUGAUUGUCGGUGGGACUGGAUUCCUGGCAAGAUUUCUCCGUAACACAAUUGGAAAUAUCAAUACAUCCUCUAAUGCGCUUCAUGUUACGGAUAAUACAGUUUGUCUGCCACAACCCAUUCGCCUGACUGCUGAGCAGUAUAUCGGCACUUGCCUGCUAUUGGCUGUGACACUGAUACUUCCAGUUUUCAAGGUAUACACGAGCCGACUCCGUAGGGUCCUGGCUGCUUACUUUUUCCCUAAGACUGAGAAACGGCGAAUUCUCCACCUCUAUAAUGAGUUACUGAGGUACAGGGAACUGUAUUUAAAUAUAAAGAGGAAGAACUUGAUGAUCACUGCCAACCGACACAGAAACUUUAUGAUGUCUAUACCUGGAAUGCUAUUCCGACAAAUGAAAUGGCUGAGAUUCAUUAUAAAGCGUCGCUGCUUGGUUUGUAAUGCCAAGGAAACCAAAACCUCCUAUAAUUGCAAGACAUCAAACUGCGACACAAUCUACUGCCUCGACUGCUGGAAGGAGAUAAAGAAAUGCUGCUUUGUUUGCUUACCAGAUGAUUUAAUUGCAAAUUAUGCCUGUGAUGAGGACUAAUUCUACAGAUCUGCCUAUUUAGUCUAUAAGGAUCUAAAGAGAGAAAUGAGCAAGUCAGACUGAUCAAGCAGUUAAAGUUACUCUAUAUGAAUGGCUCACUGAUUCGCAGACCCUGAUAGGGAAGGGACUUAAAUGGAAGUGGGCAGGGUCUGGCGGAUCAGGGCAAGUCUGGAGUAAUUUGAUGUUAUCUGUGCCGGCAAAGGGAGGUCUGAAGACCUUUGUUACGUAAAGUCCUACUGGCCUAAAAAUGUCAAGGAUGAAGGGAGCCUACCUAGCCUUUCAGCAAAGGGAGAUCUGAAUGCCUUUGCUACGUUAAGCCCUACUGGGCUGGAGAGGUCAAGGAUAAAGGGACCCCACCUCGCCUUGUGGCAAAGGGAAGUUCGAAUACCUUUGCUACGUAAAGCCCUACUGGGCUGGAGAGGUCAAGGAUAAAGAGACCCCCACCUCGCCUUGUGGCAAAGGGAAGUCUGAAUACCUUUGCUACAUAAAGCCCUACUGGGCUGGAGAGGUCAAGGAUAAAGGGACCCCCCCCAGCCUUGCGGCAAAGGGAGGUCUGAAGAAUUCUUCAUUGCGGGCCUUUUGGCCCCUCUACUUCACUGUCUGGUUUUAUAAACCACUGAUGCUAACUCCACAACAAAAGCUGGACAAACAUGAUUAUAAUAUAAUAAACAUUUCUUAGUUAAGUCUU